Molecule: messenger RNA, 915 nt
Organism: Paramisgurnus dabryanus
Lineage: Eukaryota; Metazoa; Chordata; Actinopteri; Cypriniformes; Cobitidae
Gene: tmem17
Product: transmembrane protein 17
Biological process (GO): non-motile cilium assembly
Cellular component (GO): ciliary transition zone
Source: RefSeq, a predicted model, not a curated record
CAUUGUAGCAUUCACACUGCCUUUCUAACAAUGGGUUAAUUCAGCAUGGCUGCAUUUGCGCAGAGAGUAACAACACACACCUCCCCAUCACAGCUGGAGCGUUACCACCAAGCGUUGCUACGGACUCGCAGUAAGCGCAGUUUUAAUAUGGACCUGCCCGAACCCAUACGAAGACGGCUAGGGGAUUUCUCCAGGACCGUUUUCGUGGACCAGAGUCGUACGCAACCCUCCCCUGGAGAGCACGCAAAUUUUCUAAGCGAGGAUAAAGAUGUAAUAUCCAGUCUUCCUCUUCAGAUGUCACUUUACUUUAACAUGUGGUUCUUUCCAUUCUGGUGGAUUAGUGAGGUUGUCAUGCUCCAACUGAAGUAUCCAGCUCUCGUUGAUUAUUACAAGUUCAUCCUGAUAACUAUCCUUAUUUUAAUGACCCUCAUUGAGGCGAUCAGACUCUACCUGGGCCAUGUUGGAAAUCUGCAAGAGAAGGUUCCAGAAUUGGCUGGAUUUUGGUUGUUGACUCUCCUUUUGCAGUUUCCUCUGGUUCUCUUUCAGCUGUUCAAUGAGGCGAUUCUCAUUCAGCCUCUGGAGAGAGGAGUUCAUAUUAUACUGGCCUUGUUUAUCUUUGCAGAGGCUCUUUUUGGCUUUGUUGCCUUGCGUGCGAUGGUUCGACACACUGAAAGUCGUUUUCAUUUGAGACAGUUUCAUGGGAUUCAGGAAUUAAGAACAUAACGCUGGACGCCAAUACGGAUGAUCUUGAUAAAACACUUUUGUUACAUAAAUACACACUGUAAAAGUGGUUGCAUUAGAAUUUUGAGUUAAUUCAACUUUUUUGAGUUAACUUAUAUUUUUAAAUUGAAUACUUAUUUAAGGCAACCAGGUAACUUACUUUUUUAAGUUGGACCAACAAAUCUUUUUUUUACU